AUUGUUGCGGGCUCUGCUGCAGCUAUGAUUCUUGCAAAUAACAACAGUGAUAUGCAACAUUCAGAAUAUAGCACUGGUUUGAUUCGAUUAGUACAACCCAUAGAUUUUUUGACCAAGAAGGAAGCUCAGUUUUUGUGGCUUUUGCAAGAUCCUAUACUCAAAGAAAGGCUACCUGCACAAUUAUCAGGUUUGGACAACAAACAGAUCAACUUGUGCAACAAAGCAGCCGAGAAGAUAUUGUCCCAUAGUGAGGCUCGUAUAUGGCAUAGUAGUAAAUUAGUCGGUGCAGGUAUUCUUGAACAAAGCCCGGAUGGUUAUUUGGCGAGUCCAUUAUCACUUCGUCAUAAAGUUCAGAUACUAUUAAACACAUACUGCAACGAUCAUAUGAAUUUCGAUGAUGGCAGUUGUUGUAGUUAUCCUGAGCCGGCAACUACUCUACAAUUGUUAAGCUUGUUUGCGCUUGCAUUAUUUAUAAUAAUUGGAGGAGGAAUAUGGCUGUACAGAAUGUUAUGUAAGUAUCGUUCCGAAGUAUCUUAUUCUCAUGUUAUCACCGAAGAAGUAGAAGAUACGGAAGAAGCUGGUAUUUCAGAAGUCAUUCAGGUUAAGCAGCCUGAAAUACAAGAUUUUUAUACUCUUAUUACAUCACUAGCUCUUUUUUCUGUUAUAUUAGCAUACUUUUAUUUAUGCGAUAGAACUAAUUUUUUCAUGAAGGAGAAUAAAUAUUACAGCGAAUUUAGUUUUUGGUUACCACUCGGCUAUAUCUUAGCUCUUGGAUUAUUUUUCACUGAAGAUCGCGAGAGAGGACCAAGAGUGUUAAACAGAGAACAAACGGAUGAAUGGAGAGGUUUAAUGCAAGCGGUUGUGCUCAUAUAUCAUGUCACUGGUGCCAAAAAUGUUUUACCGAUCUAUAUGUAUUUAAGAUUAAUAAAUUCUGCCUACUUAUUUCUGUCUGGAUAUGGUCACUUUUAUUAUUUUUGGCAGACUGGUGACGUAUCUCUCGUUAGAUUUGCCAGAGUCAUGUUUAGAUUAAACUUGUUGACAGUAUCCUUAUGCCUUUGCAUGAACAGGCCAUAUCAAUUUUAUCAUUUCGUACCUUUAGUAUCAUUUUGGUUUUUAGUGAUUUAUUUUCUGGCUUGGUUGCCACCCAGAAUAUAUUCUGGUAGUUUAGCAGAAUACGGACCUAGAGCUUUGCUAUAUUUUGCUCUAAAACUUUUGGGUCUUGUAUCGAUAAUUACCAUACUAUAUAUGUCAGAGGUGUUUUUUGAAAAAGUUUUCGUCACGAGACCCUGGAAAGCAUUAUUCGUGACAACUGAUGACGAUAUCCGCGAAUGGUGGUCUCGUUGGAGAGUUGACAGAUAUAGCGUAGUCUGGGGUUUGACUUUUGGAGCCGGUCUUGUCGCUCUUCAAAGAAUAGACCAUAUUCCAGGCACCGCUUUAUCUUCUGUACUAGCAUUGGUUUCUUUAAUUGCAUAUACAACUUUUACAAUUUUGUGCCACUCUGUAUCAGAGUGCGAAGAAAUUCAUUCUUACGUCGCGUUUAUUCCGAUUAUAGGAUAUAUUGCUCUUCGAAAUGCGUCAUUGGCAUUACGGGGAAAGCAUUCUGCACUUUUAGCUGGAUUGGGUAGAAUAAGUUUGGAGACUUUGGUCGCACAAGGACAUAUAUGGCUGGCAGCAGAUUCACACGGAGUGCUUGUGCUAUUACCCAGAUUUCCAGUACUGAAUCUGUUGGUUACAUCAUUUAUUUUCAUCUGUGCUAGUCACGAAAUUCAUAGAUUGACACACGUUUUGACACCAUACGCAGUACCGAAUGAUUGGAAAUUAGUAGCACGCAAUUUGCUAUUAUUUAUAGCUGUGUUGGUACCUAUUGGCAUUCAUGAUGGAAUGUUUUAAAAAUUAGAAAUAUCAUCCUCAUAUAAAAUCAAAGAUAUUAACAAUAUUAACAUAUACGCGAAAAACUUCAUGUCAUAUAUAGGCCAAUUAAAGAAAACAUUAAUUACAUUAAGGUUGAAUAAAUAAACAGAUAU
Molecule: messenger RNA, 2024 nt
Organism: Pogonomyrmex barbatus (red harvester ant)
Lineage: Eukaryota; Metazoa; Arthropoda; Insecta; Hymenoptera; Formicidae
Product: N-acetylneuraminate (7)9-O-acetyltransferase
Source: RefSeq, a predicted model, not a curated record